This is a messenger RNA of Psylliodes chrysocephalus, 2784 nucleotides long. The record is from the annotation of a GenBank genome assembly. NCBI's taxonomy places the organism in Eukaryota, Metazoa, Arthropoda, Insecta, Coleoptera, Chrysomelidae.
GUUUGAUCCGGCUGGCGAAACUCAAAUAGAUAAAUAUUUACAUCAUGCAUUUUAUCAGAGACAAAUUUUAAAAUUUUAACAAUUGAAUUAUUGGAAUUGUCUAGGUUUGUUUUCCAAAUUUUUAAUCUCCAAUUCUAUAGUGUGGCUGAUAGUAAACUGUUUCAAACUACUAUGCAAUAAGAUCUGCCCAUUGAUAUUCCUGCACUAUUUCAAUUCCACUUACCCAUUAGAAAAUUGGAAACUAGUUGCUAUCCUGCGACCUGUUAAAAACCAAAGAGAGCAGAACUUAAAGUAUGGAACGUGACGUGAACAAAUAUAAUUGAAGUUAUUUAACCUAAUUUCAAAUAAACACCAAGUUCCUUGUUCCUUUAUGCCAAAGCCCAUAGAGUUGUUGACAUCAGAAUAAAAAAACAUUGGAAUUAUGGCCAAUAGAAAAAAGAGUGCUACUUCAUCGGAAAGCAGUUCAGGUUCAACAUCAGAUUCAUCAAGUUCUAGUUCUUCAUCUAGCGGAUCUGAUUCAUCCUCUUCAAGUGAUUCGGAUUCAUCUAGUUCUCAAGAAUCUAAUAAGCCUCAGUCUGAUUCUGAAGCUAACAAAAAAUCUCAGCUUCAGAAACAAGUGAGAAAAAGUACUGAGACUAAAGUGUUGCUUAAUAAGUCAUCAGAUUCAAAAACCUCUAAAAAUAAACCAAAUCAAAAAUCUAAUAAACCAGCACCUAAAGUUUAUUCUACAGAUGAUGAAGAUGAUAUUAAAAAAUCUUUAAAAAAAAAGAGUAAUGUUAAACCAAAAAGUAGUGCCACUAUUACACCAAAAACAACUUCACAUCCACAGAAAGCUACUUCAAGAGCAGUUGCUAAAGUAACAACAGCAAAAGUAAAAAAAGAGACAAAACCAACUCCCCCUGUUAGGGGUAAAGAACCCCCUAAGAUACAUGCUCAAAAAGUUAAUGCUAGAAGUGCUGAUGCUAAUAAAAAGAAGAGUAUAUUUUCACCAGAAAAUAGUUCAGAGUCUGACUCUAUAAAAGAGAAAAUUCAUAAGGAGGUCUAUUGUAAAGUUAAACCUGAACCUAGAGCUAAGGCUAGGAUUAUCGAAAAAGUUAAAGUGGAAAAAAAGGAGGAGAAAAUUUCACCAAAAAAAGAAAUUGAAUCCUCGGCAAGUUCCGCUUCUACUGCAUCGGGUUCAAGCAGCAGUUCAGAUAGUGAGAGCAGUGCUGAAUCUUCUGAACACAAUCGUAAGAGUGCCAAAAAGCCUGUUAAAAAACCUUCAGUGGUACAUAAAGACACAGCUAAUACUGAUUCAGAGAAUGAUUCUCCAGAAAAGGACCAAGUAACAACCAGAAAGUUAACUAGAUCUGCAAGUACCAGAAAAUCCAAACAUGUUUUGGGUAAAAGUGUUUAUUCAGACACAGAUUCAGAUACAGAAAGCACAAAAAGAUCUUUAUCAAGAUCACCAGUCAAGAAAGGGCACAUAGUUACUAAAGGAAAAACUAAAAAAAGAGGUGAAAGUAAAAAGAAAAACAAUGAGUCUCAAUUAGAAGAAGACCGAACAUGUCCCUUAGAGAAUUGUGAUAGCAAUGGCCAUUUAAGUGGAAAAUAUGACAAACAUUUUACCCUUGAAGGUUGUCCUAAAUAUCACAACCUAACACCAGAAAAGUGCAAGCAAAUGCUCGAAGAGAGAAAGAAACGGGAAGAUGUUAGAAAAAAAGUUUUAGAAUUUCACAAAAAAACACCUAGACCUCAUGCUAAUCAUGAUCAAAAGCAAUAUUUGGAGAGAAUACGGGAUGUGCGUUCUAAAUUUAAAAUCGAACCAAUUGAAGAUAUGAAACCAUGUAUUAAUAGAACAACAGAACCAGACUUAAACAAUUUUGUACCAGAACAUGAUUUAAAAUUGUUUCAAGACGCCCAGGCUUUGGCUAGUGAAAUGAUUGAAGAGGAUUUAAAAAAUUUACCUGGGACCAAAGGUACAAAGUACAUUGAAAUGGGAAAAUUUGAGAUGGAAGUCUGGUAUCAGAGUCCUUACCCCGAAGAUUAUGCCCGAUUACCUAAACUUUACAUAUGCGAAUUUUGUCUGCGAUAUAUGAAAUCACACACUAUUCUUCACCGUCAUGUUGUUAAAUGUGUAUGGCGACAUCCUCCUGGAGAGGAAGUCUAUCGUAAAGAUAAGAUUUCAGUAUGGGAGGUAGAUGGUAAAAGGUACAAACAAUACUGCCAAAAUUUGUGUCUUCUUGCAAAGUUUUUCUUAGAUCAUAAAACUUUAUAUUACGAUGUAGAACCGUUUCUUUUCUACGUAAUGACAAUGGUGGAUAACGAAGGAUGUCACACUGUUGGGUAUUUUAGUAAGGAAAAGAAUUCUUUUUUGAACUACAAUGUCUCAUGUAUCUUAACGUUACCUCCUUAUCAACGUCAAGGAUAUGGGAGACUUCUAAUUGAUUUCAGUUAUCUACUAACCAGGGUCGAAGGCAAAAUUGGUUCUCCAGAAAAACCACUCAGUGAUCUAGGCUUAAUAUCAUAUCGGUCGUAUUGGAAAGACGUCCUUUUAGGGUACCUGUGUUCAAGAGCAGGCACCACUCUUUCUGUGAAAGACAUAAGCCAAGAGAUGGCAAUCCACUCGUACGAUAUUGUAUCCACAUUACAAGCACUGGGUAUGAUGAAAUAUUGGAAAGGAAAGCAUAUUAUACUUAAAAAACAAGAUGUGUUAGAUGAAUAUGUAGAAAGGGUGAAAAAACGGGGGUCUAUGUUGAAGGAAGUGGAUCCAUCAUAUUUAAAAUGGAAUCCACUUCAACCUGC